This is a messenger RNA of Brassica oleracea var. oleracea, 2447 nucleotides long. Its product is annotated as scarecrow-like protein 28. Gene Ontology annotation, biological process: regulation of DNA-templated transcription. The transcript has a single exon. Gene Ontology annotation, molecular function: sequence-specific DNA binding; DNA-binding transcription factor activity. The coding region runs from base 323 to 2236 and encodes 637 amino acids. The record is from RefSeq and is a predicted model, not a curated record. NCBI's taxonomy places the organism in Eukaryota, Viridiplantae, Streptophyta, Magnoliopsida, Brassicales, Brassicaceae. Gene Ontology annotation, cellular component: nucleus.
CGAUGAUUGUUUUUAAUGGUAGAUUGAUUUGAGAAAAGUUUAUUAGAUUAGUUAUAUUCUUUCAUUCUUUUAAUUCAAUAUACAUUUAGGGGUGGGGAUUCAUUUCAUUUUUUUUUUCUAUUUCUUUCUCUCAACACUGCAUAUUAAGUCACAAAAAAAACAUUCUUUCAUUUGAUUUCACAAAAAUUCAUUAUUCAUCUUCAUUUAGGACUAUUGGUUAUAUUUCAUUUCCCAUCGGAUUCCAUUUUUUUCAUCAAUUGUUGUUUGUGCAAACACACACACACACACUUAGACAUUUGGGUGGGUUAGAAUAUUGUAGAGGAUGUUGGCAGGUUGUUCAAGUUCAUCAUUGUUGUCACCGACCCGAAGACUAAGGAGUGAAGCAGUAGCAGCAACAGUUUCAGUACAUUUUCCCAUGAACACACAGAGACUGGACUUACCCUGCAGCAGUAGCUUCUCCCGCAAGGAACCGAUUGAGCGCAAGAGCGGUGGAUGUUCCCUUAAGCAAAGCAUAAAGCUUCCACCUUUGGCAACAACAAGAGGAAACACAGAAGGGUUUUCAUGGAACAACGACAACAACAUAGUGAAGAAGAAGAAGAAGAGUUUGAAGAGAUUUGCGGAGGAGAACAAGGAAGACAAGUCUUGUCUGAGCAGAGUGAAGAGGCAAAGAGGCGGAGAUGAUGAUCACAACAGGGGUUUCUGGUUUGAACAUCUCACCACGCAGAACUCAUCUCAAGCAUUACCCUUUUCCUUGACAUGUUCAGGUGAUGACUAUGAAGAAAAGGUUUGGUUUGCGCCAAGCGAAGUGAUCUCUCAGCCUUUACAGAGUAAUAAUCCAAACUGGGCUAACUCGGUGAUAACCACCGAGUUAGCUGGUUUAGGCGAUAAGGACAUUGACAGUAGUAGCCGUCCUGCAGCAGUUAAAGAAGCUUCAGGAUCAUCAACAAGCGCAUCAUCAGACAGUCGACACAGAGUACCAGAACCCACAAAUGGUUCACGGAAUCAAUAUUCACACGGAGGAGGCAACACGGAGGAAAGGACCAUCAACAACAAUCACAUGAACGACUCGCAGAGAGAUUUCGAGCUUGUGAAUCUGCUCACUGGAUGCUUAGAAGCAAUCAGAACAAGAAACAUAGCAGCCAUUAACCAUCUCAUUGCAAGAACAGGUGAACUUGCUUCUCCUAGAGGAACAACACCAAUGACUCGACUCAUAUCUUACUACACAGAAGCUUUGGCUCUAAGAGUUUCACGUAUGUGGCCUCACAUCUUCCACAUCGCACCGCCUCGCGAGUUCGAAAGAACCCUCGAGGACGACGACGCAUGGAGGUUCUUGAACCAAGCGACACCGAUCCCAAAGUUCAUUCACUACACAGCCAACGAGAUGCUACUCAGAGCGUUCGAAGGGAGAGAGAGAGUUCACAUCAUCGACUUCGACAUCAAGCAAGGCUUACAAUGGCCCAGCUUCUUCCAAAGCCUAGCUUCAAGGUCAAACCCACCGCGACACGUGCGCAUCACGGGCGUCGGAGAAUCAAAACUCGAGCUCAACGAGACGGGAGACCGUCUUCACGGGUUCGCAGAGGCGAUGAAUCUCCCGUUCGAGUUUCAUCCCGUCGUUGAUAGACUCGAGGACGUUAGGCUGUGGAUGCUUCACGUCAAGGAAGGCGAAGCCGUCGCUGUGAACUGCCUCAUGCAGAUGCACAAGACGCUUUACGACGACGGGACAGGAGGAGCCGCGUUUAGGAACUUCGUGGGUUUGGUCAGAAGCACGAACCCAGUCGCGGUCGUUAUAGCCGAACAGGAAGCGGAACACGACUCGGCGCAGCUCGAGACGCGUGUCUGUAACUCGCUCAAGUACUACUCGGCGGUUUUUGACGUGAUGCACACGCAUCUCCGUGCGGAUAGCUUGAUGAGAGUCAAGAUCGAGGAGGUUUUGUUCGGGAGAGAGAUCAGGAACAUUGUAGCGUGCGAAGGAAGUCAUCGGCAAGGGAGGCAUGUGGGUUUUGGGCAGUGGAGGAGGAUGAUGGAGCAGUUAGGGUUCAGGAGUCUCGGAGUCUCAGAGAGAGAGGUUUUGCAGAGCAAGAUGCUGCUUAGGAUGUAUGGAGAUGGUGAUGAGGGAUUCUUUAAUGUGGAGAGGAGCGCUGAAGACGGUGACGGCGGAGGAGUCACGUUACGGUGGUUGGAACAGCCGCUUUACACAAUCUCGGCUUGGGGAAUUGGAGGAAGUUCUUCGUUUUGAGAUAAAAGAAAGUUUAUAGGGUUUAGAGACUUUUUAGAGAAAAGGAUAAAUGGGUUUUUAUUUAUUAAGAUAGCGAGGAACAAAAAAAAAAAAAAUUGAUUUUAUUCUUUCAUUCUUUUUGCUUGGGUAGGAUUUUUUUUUUCUUUAUAUGAAAAACUUGAAGGGUUAGAAGAAAUAUUUUGUACUAGUUUGAAUUUUUAAUAUAUUUUUU